Zychaea mexicana is the source of this 1099-nucleotide messenger RNA. RefSeq lists its product as uncharacterized. The coding region runs from base 130 to 936 and encodes 268 amino acids. NCBI's taxonomy places the organism in Eukaryota, Fungi, Mucoromycota, Mucoromycetes, Mucorales, Lichtheimiaceae. The record is from RefSeq and is a predicted model, not a curated record. The transcript is spliced from 2 exons.
AGGUAAGCAGGAGCCAAAUAGAACGGGCUAUUCUCUCUUUCUCUUUUCCCUGCUUCCUUGUUCAUACAUAGCAAUUGUAUACACCAUUCUACAUAAUCACCAGCACCAGUAUAUCAUAUCUCCCCCACUAUGGUUACCAACGUCCACCGUCGACUGAGUGCCUUAUCACUCAAAUAUGCUUUUGACGAACAGCGCUCUUUUCUAUCUCGCGGAUUCCAGAAGAUUUUCGUACAACAACCUCCCAAAUGCAUUAGCAAUGACAACACCACAAGCACAAGCACAAGCAGCAGCAGUAGCAGCAGUAGCAACAACGAUGAUAUAUCCUCUUACUCAUCUGAAGACGACCAGUUCUCCCCUUCCGCUUCGCUUACACCCUCCACUUCAUCUUACUCUGUGCCAUCAUUUUCAGACGAUUGCUGUGAUAUCAGCACCGUUGCUACUACAGCUAGUACUACGGAUGCCAUUCUUUGUAUGGGCGUUGUCUUUGUUUGGUUACACAUUCAAUUACAGCUCGCCAUUCUACUACAAAGACCCUCAGCAGUUACUACGCCGUUGCCAUUGACAACAACAACCACUGUCACCAAGAGCCAGUUAUUCAACCCAAAGCCAUUGUUGCCAUCGCGAUCCCCGGGGCCAGAUAUGCCACCCGUCGCUGACCUUGUGAGAAGCCAAGUCAGUCUCGAGACGGCCGCCCUUUGGACACAGCACGAACACUUGCCUCAGUGCCCCUCCUCGUCGCGUCGUCGUCGCCAACUAUGCAGUAACAAUCACUAUGCAAGUACUAUCGACAACGACGACAACGACGAUAAUCAUCAAGCAGCAGCAGUGCGAAGCCUCGCUCAAGAUGUGCUGGCAUACCUUGAAGAGUUCUCUGGAGACGUGGCACCCGAGUUGGAGGCACUAAAGCCCCAGCUCGAGACCUAUGUUGCCCUGUAAAUACCAUAAACUGCUUCUUCUUCUUCGUCUUGUUCCUGUACUUGCUCUCCCUCCCUUAAACUCUCCCCAUGCUUCCUUGCUUUUCAUUUUCACUGCACACACACACACACACAAUUUUGCUUCUCUACUUCACUGCACAUAUUUUUUGUUUAUUUUUUUUUCA